UAUGCCCUUGGUAAUCUCCACAAUUUCUCUUGGUUGAAUUGAAGCAUCAUAACUGUACACUUUCCCUUUAUUAAAUUUUAAAAGUAUAAUUUUUUUAUAAUAUGUUUUUUUGGAAUUAAAGUCCAAAAAAAUAUAAAUUAUACAAAGAGAUGAACACUGAGCAGUGAGCAGCAACUUCAACUAUGCCAUAUAACUCAUUUUCAAACCAUAAAUCAUCUAAUUUUAUCAGAAACACCUACUGUCUUAAGAAUCUAACACAUUUUAUACAAGACAAAACCGUAAAAACUUAACCUCAACGACAUCAUGGUCUCGCGGACUUAUCCGUUUUAUAGGUUGUUGGCAUACAUUUAGAGUAGAAUCUUUUUGUAUAAUAUACAUUCUAACCAUAAUAAUAAGAGAAUUUGUCCUCUAAUGAUAAGUAGCUGAUGUUUCCAAUGAUCCAUAGUUUGAUCCGAGUAAUAUAAUAUUAAAUUAUACUCCUAAUCCUAAUUACCAGGAGAUAACAAGCUUCUCUAUAUUAUUAGACUUCACUUAACACACACAGCUUAACUUAUUCAUAAAAUCCAUUCUCUGUCAAAAAAUGAUGCUGAUUGUUCUUCAUGUAAACCCUCUCAAGUUGAUUUUGUUACUUUCUACUCUCUACACUUUAUCAGGUUUCUGCAUGCACUUCUCUUCUGUUCUGGCUUAUUUGACUUUUAUUUUUCUUUUCUCAUUUGUUAAUCCUUGCACUUGUAUGCAGAUUGCUAUGACCCUUUGGAUCCAAAUGGGAACUUUUCUAUAACUUUCGAUAUUAACAACCGUUUGGACACCGGAUAUCUGGCGACGGUGACACUUGAAAAUUAUCAUCAGUAUCGGCAUGUAGACAAACCAGGUUGGAAACUAGGAUGGACAUGGGCUAACAAUGAGGUGAUAUGGUCAAUGAAUGGCGCAAUUGCAACUGAUAGAGGUGAUUGUUCAUCUUACAGUGGUUCUCAAAUGCCACAUUCAUGCAAGAAAGAUCCUAUCAUAGUUGAUAUAUCUCCGGACGUCACACAAAACAGGUCGAACCGUUGCUGUCGCGGUGGCCGCCUCUCUGCCCGAGCUAUUGAUUCUCUCAAUUCGUUGACUUCAUUUGAAUUCGAAGUAAGAAACUUGGACCAAAAAGAAAAUUCAAUUGGCGAAGCACCUAAUAAUGUUACAUUCAUGGCACCGGGUCCUGGUUACACUUGUAGCCCUUUUAUGGUUACCGAUCCCUCGGUGUCCUUAGAUUUAGGAGGAGUAAGACAAAUUCCAGUUAUAAGAACUUGGAAGUCAAUUUGUACAUAUUCAAGUUUCUUGGCAAACAAGUCACCAGUAUGUUGCGUUUCCUUCUCAACAUUUUACAAUCCUAUCAUCACGCCGUGUCGUAAUUGCACUUGUGGCGGAUGUAGGGAAGCCGAUAAAAACACAUUGUCUUGCAUAAGGCCAAGCGACUCUUUGGGAGGGUCGAAUGACGAGAAAAACAUAAUCCAAUGCACGGACCACAUGUGUCCGAUUCGAGUCCAUUGGCAUUUCAAGAACAACUAUAUGAAUCAAUGGAGGGUGAAGCUUACAAUUUCAAACUACAACUUCAAUAGAAACUACUCGAAUUGGAACGUCCUUGUUCAACAUCCUGGUUUGAGCCAAAAAGCAACAGCUUAUAGCUUCAAUAGCACUAAACUUCCAACUCUUGUGGCAGAUGGAGUUGCACUUUUUUGGGGAAUAGAUUAUUUCAACAAUGAAUUAUUGCAUUCUGAUAAGCAGGGAGUAGGUUCUGUGACAACAGAGAUACUAUUGGAAAAAGAUCAGAAUUCAUUCACAUUGCAAAAUGGAUGGACAUUUCCAAGAAGAAUAUAUUUCAAUGGUGAAAACUGUGACAUGCCUUUACCUGACACAUUUCCUAUGUUACCAAAUGGUAGCUACAUUUUUAGACCAAAUUGUCUUGCUUUUAUUUUUUCAUUAAUUUCUCUGUUAUUUUUCCUAUUAGUACUAUAGUUGGUAAAGUAUAGUACUCUUUUGGUUUUGGAUUUUAACAUUUAUAUAGUUUGUAUUAUUAUAAUUCCUCAAUUCU
This is a messenger RNA of Vicia villosa (hairy vetch), 2068 nucleotides long. Its product is annotated as COBRA-like protein 2. The transcript is spliced from 4 exons. Gene Ontology annotation, biological process: plant-type cell wall cellulose biosynthetic process; cellulose microfibril organization. Gene Ontology annotation, cellular component: plasma membrane. The record is from RefSeq and is a predicted model, not a curated record. Bases 919 to 1992 code for a protein of 357 amino acids. Lineage: Eukaryota; Viridiplantae; Streptophyta; Magnoliopsida; Fabales; Fabaceae.